Cucumis sativus (cucumber) is the source of this 1480-nucleotide messenger RNA. RefSeq names its product glycosyltransferase BC10. The coding region runs from base 1 to 1161 and encodes 386 amino acids. Gene Ontology annotation, molecular function: glycosyltransferase activity. The record is from RefSeq and is a predicted model, not a curated record. Lineage: Eukaryota; Viridiplantae; Streptophyta; Magnoliopsida; Cucurbitales; Cucurbitaceae. Gene Ontology annotation, cellular component: membrane. The transcript has 2 exons.
AUGCAAUCGAAAGUUCUGCCUCUGGAAGAAGGGAAAGACCAUGUACCUUUAAACCGGACCAACCAAGCUAGGCCGUUGCCCCUUAGGUUACUUCAGUUAUUCGUGUUGUUUUUGGUUCUUUGUGUUGCGUUCUCAGUUGUUAGUUUGUAUACGAUCCGUCGUUUUGGGGUUGACAGUGCUCUGAUGACGGUUAAGUCCAAUUUCCUUCCUUGUUUGGAGGAAUUCAAUAUUAGUUUGAGUGAGUGGAUUAAGCCUUCGGUGAAUUUGAUGCAUUCAAUGACGGAUGAGGAGUUGUUUUGGAGAGCAUCGUUUUCACCUCAGAUUAAGAAUUACCCUUUUGAAAGGGUUCCCAAAAUUGCUUUUAUGUUCUUGACUAAAGGUCCAUUGCCGUUUGCCCCACUUUGGGAGAGAUUUCUGAGAGGACAUCAUGCCCUCUUUUCAAUUUACAUUCACUCUCUGCCAUCAUUCAAACCCAAUUUCUCUCACGCUUCUGUGUUUCAUGGGAGACAAAUUCCUAGCCAGGUUGCAGAAUGGGGAAGAAUGAGUAUAUGUGAUGCAGAGAAAAGACUCCUAGCCAAUGCGCUGCUCGACAUCAACAACGAAUGGUUCAUUCUCCUCUCGGAAUCAUGCAUUCCUCUCUUCAAUUUCAGUGUGAUAUACAAAUACCUAAAGGAAUCCAAAUAUAGCUUUGUUGGUUCAUUCGACGACCUUGGACCUUACGGGAGAGGACGAUAUAGGGAUGCCAUGGCACCAGAGGUAAACAUCACAGAAUGGCGAAAAGGUUCCCAAUGGUUUGAAGUAAACCGUAAACUUGCAAUCAGCAUAGUACAAGACACCAAAUUUUAUAAAAAAUUCGAACAAUUCUGUCGACCGCCAUGCUAUGUCGACGAGCAUUAUUUCCCAACAAUGCUCACAAUAGAAGCAGGAGACGUUAUAGCCAACAGAAGCCUCACAUGGGUGGAUUGGUCAAGAGGAGGCCCUCACCCCGCAACAUUUGGACGACGGGACAUUACAGAAGAGUUGUUAGCAAGAAUAGUAAACGGUCAGAACUGCAGUUACAACAAUGGCACCUCCUCCAUUUGCUCUCUAUUUGCAAGAAAAUUCGCACCGAGUUCGUUGCGGCCUUUGUUACGUUUAGCAUUGGAUGUGUUUGGAUAUUGAAGAACACAAUUUGGUUAAAUGGUCAGAAUAGAGAAAGAGGGCAGGAGAGGUUAGUAGAGUUGUAAUCAAUUACAGUACACAAAUAGGCAAACACAUAACACUAAUUCUUUUAGAGUAACUCCAACAAAAAACAAUACAAAAGAAGAAAAUACAUGUAAUAUCUAUCAUUGCAGAGUGGGUUUUGUUUUGAAUGAACAAAAGAUGCUUUGCAGUGAAGAAAUGGAAUAAUGAAAUGAUGUUACUCUAAAAGAGAAGAAAGUGAUGGUGGAAAUGAAUGAAUGAAUGUGGACCUUAUACUGGUUAGUAUAUUUUUUUUGAA